AUAUUUAACUCUAACUUGAUAGCUGGAAGCGAGGAAGUGUGGUUGCUAAUACGGAAACAGUUCCAACGCUACCAUAAAACUAAUUUCAAAGGAUUUAUAGCGACUCGCCUUUGUUACCGUGUACUCAUAUUAACUUUCUCCACAAUGUCCCGGCAAUCCAACCGCACAACAGACAGCAAGAAAAUGAAUUCCGAGCUGUUCACGCUGACCUACGGAGCCCUGGUCACACAACUAUGCAAAGACUACGAGAAUGAUGAGGAAGUCAACAAACAACUGGACAAGAUGGGUUACAACAUCGGCGUGCGUCUCAUCGAGGACUUCCUGGCACGCUCCAGCGUCGGCAGGUGUCAGGAUUUCCGAGAAACAGCCGAUGUCAUCGCUAAGGUGGCGUUUAAGACCUACCUCGGGGUCACCCCCAGCGUGACCAACUGGAGCCCGGCCGGAGACGAGUUCUCCCUCAUCCUGGAGAGCAACCCGCUGGUGGACUUUGUGGAGCUGCCCGAUAACCACAACACCCUCAUCUACUCCAACCUGUUGUGCGGCGUCCUCAGAGGAGCUCUGGAGAUGGUGCAGAUGGCUGUGGAUGUGAAAUUUGUUCAGGACACACUGAGGGGGGACAGCGUGACAGAAAUCCGCAUGAAGUUCAUCAAGAGGAUUGAAGAGAACCUCCCUGCAGGAGAUGAGUGACACAAUGACUCGAGUCAAAAUUCUGCCUCAUUAGCAACAAUUUUUAUUUUAAUUUUAUUUUUUGGGGGAAGAUGACACUUCGUUUACAGACUGGAAAAGACUAUUGCGAUUCAGACGACACUGAAUCCUCAACACAUUUGUGUGGCCCUGCUACAAAUGAUAAAAACAAUCCUGAGAGCUGAUCUGCAGCCAAGUGCGGAUCUGUCACUGUUGAGGGGGGCUGGCUUUUCCCCCACUGCUUUCUCUGAAACAUCCAACCAAAUUAUUAUUAUUUUUUUGUCUAUGUUGAGUCACUCAAUUGAAUGCUUUUCCUUUUUUUAAUGUCUAUAUUGGUGCCACUUGUCUGGCAUAUUAAAUUAAUGAUGUAUGUGCUAAUAAAUAUUUGAUUUCAA
Phyllopteryx taeniolatus (common seadragon) is the source of this 1079-nucleotide messenger RNA. RefSeq names its product trafficking protein particle complex subunit 3 (gene trappc3). The coding region runs from base 145 to 687 and encodes 180 amino acids. The record is from RefSeq and is a predicted model, not a curated record. The transcript is spliced from 5 exons. NCBI's taxonomy places the organism in Eukaryota, Metazoa, Chordata, Actinopteri, Syngnathiformes, Syngnathidae. Gene Ontology annotation, biological process: intra-Golgi vesicle-mediated transport; endoplasmic reticulum to Golgi vesicle-mediated transport. Gene Ontology annotation, cellular component: TRAPP complex; cytosol; cis-Golgi network membrane.